Messenger RNA from Cyanistes caeruleus (blue tit), 6812 nucleotides. RefSeq lists its product as uncharacterized. Gene Ontology annotation, cellular component: nucleus. The record is from RefSeq and is a predicted model, not a curated record. Lineage: Eukaryota; Metazoa; Chordata; Aves; Passeriformes; Paridae.
GCCCGGCGCCGUCGUGGGGGACAUGGGGUUUAAUGGCAGUCCUGGCCCAUCUCAUCAAUCCAGUCUUGAGCAGAUGAACCUCAAAGAAGAAAUAGUAGUGAAGGUGGUGGAGCCAGAAGAAAGCUCUGAGGACAUGGUAGCAGUUCCACCUAGUCAAGAACAACUGCCUUUUCUGGGGACAUCAGGUGGUGGUUCCUCUGGGAAAGUAAAAGCCAAAACAAAAGGCAGGUCCCAGGCAGACCAAAAUGAAAUGACUGAAGAGGACCUACUGCAGAUUCAGCAGACCCAAAUACAGGUGAUCCAGUCUGGCUUUGACAGUGUCAACCACAAUCUUCAGUUGCUGCAGCAAGGCAUGCAAGAUCUGAGUAACAGCAUCAGCAUCAUGGCACAUACACUUGUUGCUAUCAAGAACGUCUAUGUGAAAAACAACACUGGCCCAACCACACAUGCUACUGCAUCUACUCAGACCACAGCUGGGUACCUGAGCCCAGGAUCCCCCCAGCUCUCCCCUGCUAAGGACAGAGCUAGAGCACAGGUGGCUGGAAGCAGCAGCAGAAGCAGCAGCUGCAGCUCCAGCUCCAUGUCACAAGAACCAGGUCCUUCUGAGUUUCCUAGGCCCCCCCUGAGAACCAUUAAGAAAGAACAUCCAAAUGGCUGCUACUACUUCUGCUUUGCAGAUGUGUGAAAACUUGAGUAUACAUAAAAAGAUUUUGUUGUUGGGUGCUGAUGUAUGUUCUGCUCUGGCCUGUGACUUUGAAAGGAGCGAAGUGGACUUGCCUCCCAUGUUUUUCCCAGUGGGAAACAUUCUGCUAUAGGUGGCAUUAAACACUAAUUACCAGUAUCCAGUUAACUCUGUUGCAGUUGGCUAAUAAAUGUCUUUUCUUUAUCCUCUUACUCUCUUAAAAACCAAACAUUUAUUUUGACCAAGAUUUUUGUCUGUAUCAUCCCUUGUUUAAUGUCACCUUGUGAAAAAUAAAAGGCAUGAGAGUGAGGUAAAAAAGUAACAUUAUGGUUACUACCACCACUACAUUAUGGCUCCUACCAUCAGGAGUUAUCUUACACAAGUUACUUGGUUCUUGGAUUAAACAAACCUCAGAAAUAGCUGGUUUUUUCAGUACUUCCCUUUUCUAAUAGUUAUAAUGUUGGGGGUGUUUGCUUGGUUGUUGUUGAAUUUUUUUAAGUCUGAGCUGUUCAAGGCAUUACAGGAGGAGUUGGAGAUAAUUGCUUAUUCUAGGAAUGGUCUAGGACUGAGGCAUUCUGAGGCAUUCAUGAGUGUCCUCCUCAGAAUUCACUGUUGUUUAUUCCCAGCUUGUCAAAUGCACCUUCUCUUCAGAGACAUUGUGUUUAUUGCACUGACAGGGUAGUCUCUUUUUUUAUCACAUGGUUAAAGCAGAGAAGUACAGAAGAAUGAGGAAUGGAUGAGUGAUGCCUGUUUCUGACAUAGGUUAUAUACAGGCUGUAUCUUCAUCUCAUUUUGUAAGUCUUACAGAAUCAGUACCACAGUAUUUUAAAUACAGAGAACAAAAAGCUUUGUAUUGUUUUACAUGAUAUGGAAGUUAGAUUUGCUGUUGAAUUACAGGAGGCCAGGGCUCACUUCAUUCCAGACAAAUGCUCCUGCAUAGGUUAGGAAGCUUUCAUUAUCAUUUCCUUCCUUGUAACUAUAACCAAAGAAGAAGAAAGAUGAGAAGCAAAAUGUAACCUGGUGUCAAACUGAAACAAGCGAAACUCAUUUUAUCUUCAUGCCAAAAAGAAACACCAUUUCGCAUUUAGAUAAGGAAAACUACUGUCACUGGCACUAUUUUGUGUUUCAGGCUUGUACAUUAAAGCCACUCUACUUUGCACAAUUCAGAGGCAGCAGAGUGCAAUGUUCUUAUAUCUGGUGUCUGUACCAGAGGGCAAACAAAAACAUUCUCCCCUGAAAUUUUGUCCAAUGACUUGAAAAAUCAUACAGGUUCUCUUCUUAAGCAUUUAUCAGCAACAUUUAAAAAAGUUCUACAGAUAACAGAUUGCCUAUAGCAAUGACUAGCUGCCUCUAGUCAAUUUGCACAAGCAAAUUCUUCUUCAGGAGGAAGAAUUCUGCAAGAUUUUAGCAAAUCCUGCAGGAAUAUAGAAAAUACAAUUAUCAUCGAGAAUCACAAUUUAAUUCCUCUCCUAGAGGCCUAAGAAUAUGUAAUAGCAUAAGUUAUGCCACUUUUGGAGUCAGCUUUGACUGAACACCACUGUAUGAAAACAUAAUUUCUGCCCUUACACCAUUUUGAUGUACUGAAUUAACUCACCUGCACUUCAAAAACUGCUGCCUACUAAAAUGUGAAUACAGGGUAAUCAGUUGUUAGUGUUUCCCAUCAGUAUCACAGAUGGAGUAAAAUACGCAAAUAUCUCACAAAAAUUAAAUGUAUGCAUGUACAGCACAAUGUUAAUUGGUAUUAAUGCCUUGAAGAAGACAAAGUUCUCUUUUCCAAGUUCACCUUAAAAAAAGAUGGUACGGGUGAUAGGUAUUAAGAAAUUGCUGAGUUUAAGAAUGGCGAAUAAUUGAUCCUUCUAAAUUAGAAUUUUGUGUCUAUGUUGUUGAAAGCUUUCCAAAUUAACCUGUUGGAAGCAUUAUUUCCCUCCCAUCAGCACAGAUGGACUCUUGCACAGUUUUCUGUAUUUUGUUUUCAAGGACAAAGAAGCUAAUUCAUGCUACCAUGACAUUCUAGGUAGAAUAGCAAAUACAAUCUACCUGGUCCUUCUGGGCAGCAGUAUGAGCUUGUUCAGGUUGCAGCUGGAAGUUCUUACCUGUCUUUCUUUUGAUGUUUCAAUUCUUUUUUGCAGCUGUUAAUUCUUGAAUUUCACGUACUACAGCAUUUCUUGGGAGAAUUGACUUGUGUCUGCUUUCUCAUGUUUCAGUACUGAUUUACGUGAGAGGCAGCUACUGUGUGAGUAGAGAAGUGCAGCAGGAUCCUGUGAGCAGAAUGGGCAGUGUAUGAAUGAAGACAAGCCAGGCAAUGCUAAAUGACAUUGUGGUGGUCAGACAAGAACCAGACCUCAACAUCAGUCUACCACAGCAUGUUUGUUCUGAUUUUGUUUCUUCCACUGUGUUUCAGUUGUACCACUAAAAUAUACUGAAGCCAGAUCAAAAUCACUCUUCCACUUCUGAUACAUUCUAGAUUUACAUAUUUUAAGCAAAGAAAGAAACUGAGCUACCUCUCAUUACUACAGAGUGGGCAAAAUUGUUAUUUUCAUCUUCCAGUUAAUACAGUUGGUUGCUAUUUCUUUACACACCCUUUCUGUCAUCAAAUGAUGGUUGUAUUGGGAGCACUUAAAUCACAUGCACCAUCCAGAAGCCAUUCCAUUAAGUUUCUGGCUCCUCUGACCAGAAAGUGAAACAUAAUUUUCUUGGACUGUUACUGAGUAAAUGAAUUCCCAAUUUGUUUCCUCUCCUGUGAAGCUGCCUAGGCUAUUUGUAUUAAUGGCAAGAACUAAUGACCUGGUCAUAAAGCUUACUGAAAAUACUGCCAAUGAUUUGAACAGAGGCAGAGCUGGCUUUAAAUUUGCCUGAAUGGAUGGCAUAACAGAGGUAAUACUGAAAAAAAAAUCCAGGUAAUUUUCUGGAAUCUUCUGGACUUCCCUAAAAAACUUGUCCCACUGUGCAAAGUGCAGACUGUUUUCUGGUAGCAUAAGACUAAGAUAUUCAGGCACACAAACCACAAAUAUAAAUUGUGAUGAUUUUUACACUCUACUUAUGCUUAGUGUUACUAGAAAGAGAAGUAAAAGGGUCUUGGAAGAAACUAGAGCAACACUAACAUUGUAUCCUCACACUGCAUUUUCCCUAGAGCACUCAGAUUCAGUAACAACUUCCAUUCAUUCAUUUCUCUGCUAUUUGCUGCUUAAGUUAUUGCACAGAGGGAGACAAGUCUCCUCAAGACACUGUAAAAGCUCAGUGACUACAUCCAGACAGCUGAUUAUCCCCAAAAGAGGCCAAUUAUAAUAGUGACCUCUGACUAAAUAAAAAACUACAGAUUUGAAGGGAAAAAUGCUGUCAGCAGCUGGCUUUUCAGGACCACCAUAUUGUUACUUAAAUUGACCUGAUCUGCUGUGCCAAUCAUUUAUUGUUUAGAUGAAUACAGACAGAAGGGGUAAGAACAAAUUGAAAGUUUUCUGAGGGGGCCCAUUUGGAUUUUUCUGUUAUUAAUAUACAACACGUGAACCUACUAAAUCAGUUUAACUUCCAUUGACUCAAUCACUUCAAUUUGCAAUAUGGACAUGUGAUCCAUGUUGCAGUAGUACCAAUACAUGCUUGCUUUUUACUUUCUUGAAACAGAGAAAAAAAUAAUCAAUGCCAAAGCACUUUAUCCAUUUAAAUUACAGGGUUACAAUAGUAAAGAACACUGAAAAACAUUUCAGCCAAAGCUUUAUAAGUUAAUGAAUCAUUAUUCAAACACAAUCAAGAAUUGAAGUUUUGCAUGCUGAAUGAAUAUUUUAUUUAGAACCAGUUUAUAAAAAUAAAAUACAAAAUAAUUUGAAAACAAAACUUAAACAUUGUACAAAGCCUUGAUAUGGUACAAAUGAGAAAAUAAAUAAUUACAACUUUAUGUACAAAUGACCAUUACAAGGGCAUUAACUCUUUAUGCUCUUGAGUGCCUGAGCAAACUUAAAUGAAAAGAAUGGCUUAGAAGAUUUCCAAGGAGGGGAAGAGAACUGCAAUUACUGAGCAAGAGAAUUUGAAGGACUCAACAUUUGUCUUCCUCAAUGGUAAAAAACAAUCUUGGAACUACUUUCCACUUAAUUUAAUCAUGCUGCAGCUUUACUAUUGAGUACUUGAUUUCUUAUGGGGUGACAGCAAUGUAUUUUUAAUUAAUUCACAAUUUCAUUCUUUGUGGUAUUUCCCAGAGAUUUUAGAUUAGCAGCCAUUGAUUGGCCACUUCAAAAAGUCAGUACUUGUCUGAAGGCAUUGCUGGUGAUUUCCUUAAUUUACUAGUUUGGAUAUUCAUAGGAACGCAUUUGAAAACUGGCAUCUCUUAGCACAAGCACUCAACUUGAGUCUGGGCUGACUCUAGAGAAAGAAAGUUAAAAGUUUGGGAAGAAUUUCCAAUCUUGCUUUCUAUGCAAUGAAAGUAAAAAGGAUGCAGAGAAUGCUGCUUGGCAACAAAUCCAGAUCUCCAGUCAGAGGAAACAGAUGUGAAAUUGCCAAAAAAAUCCAAAAAUCCUACUCCACUUUGUGUCCAACCUGUAUGACGUUGCCUGCCAUGCAGCGGAUAAUGGUUUUAAAAGGAUCUGAAGCCAGGCAGACCAAACUAAUUACACUGCAUCUCUUGGAGCAAGCUGUUCUGCUGUUACCAUAGGCCCUUUACAUAAAAGGUCAAAGGUCAAGUGAUCUCAAAACAAACAUCAAAUUUAUUCCAGCUGAAUUCCUACAGACACAUGUGGAUGAUCAGGACCUUACAUGAUUAGCCCACUUGUGGUGUUGUUUUGAAAGAAACCACAUUAUACUCUUGGCCAAAGCUUGAGAAAGAAUGUAUUAUCAUCAGUGGAGAGUAAAAUCAGCCUACCUUUGCAAACCUGUAUGGCAAGAGUCAUUGCAAAGUUAAUACAUCAGUCUUUGAAACAAUGGACUCCUGUACAUUUUUACUUAGAAAACCCAACCAAGCAAAAAGCCCUCUUGAAAGACACAUAUUUAAAAGCCUGAUUAUUUAAACCACAGGAAAACAAGUGAUAAAAACUUUUUGGCAUUUGACGGUAUCUUAAGAUAAUUCCUGACAAUUAUUAUAUAAUCCAGGCUGACUUUAUGUAAUUUCUCUUUCACAAAUAUUAUGUGUAGGGAAGACUGGCUUCAAGCAGACAGGUGAGGUAUUCUUAUAUGAGGUGCAUGUUUAUGCAAUUUGAUUAGCUAAGAAAUGCAUGACCUAUGCCAGUGUAUUGCAUGUAGUCAAAACAUUGAACCUCACUCCCUUUUACCAGCACUCCUGGUAACCAAAAAUUGUACUGAUUACAACCAAAGACAUUUGAGCCAAAAGCGAAACAGCAAAGAAACCCCAUCAGUUCACUGCCUACUUGAUUAGCUAAAAGGAGUUGAAUAAAAAUAUUAUGUCCUUUUCUAUAAAUUUCAGAAAGAGGAAUCAUAGAAUCAUCAAGGUUGGAAAACACCCCCAAGAUCCAAGUUCAACUGCUAACCUAGCAUUGCCAUGCUCACCAUCCAACGAAUACCCAAAGCUUUUACCAGUUGAAGAGAGGAAUCAUGGAUAAACAUCAAGGCCUUUAUCCAGCCAACAGUUCUCUGACCAUUCCCAAAAGUGGGAAAGCAUACAGAGAACGCACCACAGGAAUCUUGGUGUUUACCUAAGCAGACCCUGACUCACUAAAAUGACAAGACAGACAUGGCUCUUGUCACCUCACAACAUCAGUCCUGCAUGAAAAAAUCCACAUAUUAUAGGCCUUAUAAUGAGAAAGACUUUAACUCUGAGCUCUCUUUCAUUUUCCUAUUCCUUUUCAGAAGACUACUCUCUCAUUUAAGAUAUAUAUAAAAAUUGGAGGCACAUAUAAUUUGUUUUCCAUUAGGCCCUUUUAAGAAAUUGGAAUAAUCACAUUCUUCUUACCAGAAUUUACGCGUCUUAGUGUUCCAUAAAAAUGUUCAAUUCAUUACGGAAAAGUUCUGUUUACAGGAAAUAGACAGUACUGUAAAUCUGGCUUUAUCUACAUUCUCAUCAAAGAGAAAAAGAAAAAAAAUAUUUAGAAGCAUUACAGUCAACCAUUGCAUAAAUGUUACUGCAAUAAGAAGGACUUAUAGGAGUUUUGCCCAAGUAGGACUAUAGGAUCAGGCCUUGUAAUAUGAAAAA